AUGUUCAGCAAGGCCCUCUUGCAUGCCGGCAUCAUUGCCUUUGCCGAGGUGUCUGCGUUACCAUCUCCGCUCAUGCCAUGGAAGCCUUCAUAUCAAAAGUACACAAAUGUAGAGCUUGGCCCACGUCCCUACUACCUCGUAAAUAAUAUGGACGUCGGUUGGUUGAAGGACAAACUAUCUUCGUGUCUCAACCAGGAGCAGCGGCCCACCAAGUUCUCCAUCGGACAUCGUGGAGGCGGUUGUUUGCAAUUCCCAGAGGAGACUUCUGAAUCAAUUGCUGCUGGAACACGGAUGGGAGCAGGUAUUCAAGAGUGCGACGUAGCGUUUACGAGUGACCUCGAAUUGGUUUGUCGCCACGAUCAGUGUGAUCUCCACACAACAACCAACAUUGUUGCCACGGAGUUAGGAGCCAAGUGCACUCAGCCGUUCACUCCAGCAAAGAACGGAACAGCUGCCACAGCCAAGUGCUGCACCAGUGACAUUACCUUGGCAGAAUUCAAGUCGCUUUGCGGCAAGAUGGAUGGCUCCAACGCGUCUGCCACCACACCGGAGGCCUUCCUGCACGGAACGCCAGCUUGGAGGACUGAUCUAUACGCAACUUGUGGUACCGUCCUGUCACACAAGGACUUCAUCGGAAUUAUCGAUAGCCAAGGUCAAGAUUUUACGCCAGAGUUGAAAACGCCACCAGCUGCCGUCCCCAUGCCGUUCAAUGGCAACUUUACUCAAGAAGCGUUUGCCCAGAAGCUCGUGGACGAGUAUCGCGAAGCUGGUAUUGCCUUUAGUCGGGUGUGGCCCCAAAGUUUCCUUUUCGCAGAUGUUGCAUAUUGGCUCAAAAACGAACCAGAAUUCGGAAAGCAGGCUCUGCUUCUUGAUGAGAGCGGUGACACCCCCGAGACCUUUCAGGAAGCUAUUGCGAACCUGACAUUCUACAAAGAACAGGGCGUCAACCUCGUUGCGCCUCCCCUGCCGUAUCUGGUGACACUCAAUGCGAACAAUACUAUCAUUCCCAGUAAAUAUGCUACAGAAGCUAAAAGACUUGGACUGGAUAUUAUCACCUGGUCUCUGGAGCGCUCCGGGCCUAUCGCCAACGUCGGCAAGACGCCCGACUACUACUAUUCGACAUUCUACAACGGAACCAACAACGAUGGCGAUAUCUACAAGCUAGUCGAUGUUUUGGCCAGAGAGGUUGGUGUUCGUGGAAUCUUUUCAGACUGGUCUAGUACUGUCACAUAUUACGCCAACUGCUUCGGGAUUUUCCCUUGA
Messenger RNA from Truncatella angustata, 1263 nucleotides. Its product is annotated as PLC-like phosphodiesterase. Bases 1 to 1263 code for a protein of 420 amino acids. The record is from RefSeq and is a predicted model, not a curated record. Gene Ontology annotation, molecular function: glycerophosphodiester phosphodiesterase activity. The transcript has a single exon. NCBI's taxonomy places the organism in Eukaryota, Fungi, Ascomycota, Sordariomycetes, Amphisphaeriales, Sporocadaceae. Gene Ontology annotation, biological process: lipid metabolic process.